AUGACAAAUAGUCCAACGGCGCCUGUAACAGCUGAUACGACCACAACGCCUAUUUCCACAGGAAACCAAACGACGACCCUGGCCAAUGAUUCAACCGCUGCUGGUAGUACAACCACGACAGCGAUUCCAGCCUCAAAUUCCACAGUGGGACAAUUGACCACUCCAAGCAAUGGUACGGCAUCAACUGUUGCUGGAGGUACAACCACGACAGUAGUUCCUUCGAACUCGACAGGAAGCCAAACGACGACUGUGAGCAAUGGUACGGCAUCAACUGUAGCUGGAGGUACAACCACGACAGUAGUUCCAUCGAACUCGACAAUAAGCCAAACAACGACUGUAAGCAAUGGUACGGCAUCAACUGUACCUGGAGGAACAACCACGACAGUUGUUCCAUCGAACUCGACAGGAAGCUUAUCGACGACUGUAAGCAAUGGUACGGCAUCAACUGUACCUGGAGGUACAACCACGACAGUAGUUCCUUCGAACUCGACAGUAAGCCAAACGACGACUGUGACCAAUGGUACGGCAUCAACUAUAGCUGGAGGUACAACCACGACAGUAGAUCCUUCAAACUCGACAGUAAGCCAAACAACGACUGUAAGCAAUGGUACGGCAUCAACUGUACCUGGAGGAACAACCACGACAGUUGUUCCAUCGAACUCGACAAUAAGCCAAACAACGACUGUAAGCAAUGGUACGGCAUCAACUGUAGCUGGAGGGACAACCACGACAGUAGCUCCUUCGAACUCGACAGAAAGCCAAACGACGACUGUGACCAAUGGUACGGCAUCAACUAUAGCUGGAGGUACAACCACGACAGUAGAUCCUUCAAACUCGACAGUAAGCCAAACAACGACUGUAAGCAAUGGUACGGCAUCAACUGUACCUGGAGGAACAACCACGACAGUUGUUCCAUCGAACUCGACAGGAAGCUUAUCGACGACUGUAAGCAAUGGUACGGCAUCAACUGUAGCUGGAGGUACAACCACGACAGUAGUUCCUUCGAACUCGACAGUAAGCCAAACGACGACUGUGACCAAUGGAACGGCAUCAACUGUAGCUGGAGGUACAACCACGACAAUAGUUCCUUCAAACUCUACAGAAAGCCAAACAACGACUGUGAGCAAUGGCACGGCAUCAACGGUACCUGGAGGUACAACCACGACAGUUGUUCCAUCGAACUCGACAGGAAGCUUAUCGACGACUGUGAGCAAUGGUACGGCAUCAACUGUAGCUGGUGGUACAACCACGACAGUAGUUCCUUCGAACUCGACAGGAAGCCAAACGACGACUGUGACCAAUGGAACGGCUUCAACUGUAGCUGGAGGUACAACCACGACAGCAGUUCCUUCAAACUCGACAGGAAGCCAAACGACGACUGUGAGCAAUGGAACGGCAUCAACUGUAGCUGGAGGAACAACCACGACAAUAGUUCCUUCAAACUCGACAGGAAGCCAAACAACGACUGUAAGCAAUGGUACGGCAUCAACGGUACCUGGAGGAACAACCACGACAGUUGUUCCAUCGAACUCGACAGGAAGCUUAUCGACGACUGUGAGCAAUGGUACGGCAUCAACUGUAGCUGGAGGUACAACCACGACAGUAGUUCCUUCGAACUCGACAGGAAGCCAAACGACGACUGUGACCAAUGGAACGGCAUCAACUGCAGCUGGAGGUACAACCACGACAGUAGUUCCUUCGAACUCGACAGGAAGCCAAACGACGACUGUGACCAAUGGAACGGCAUCAACUGUAGCUGGAGGUACAACCACGACAGUAGUUCCUUCAAACUCGACAGGAAGCUUGUCGACGACUGUGAGCAAUGGUACGGCAUCAACUGUAGCUGGAGGUACAACCACGACAGUUGUUCCAUCGAACUCGACAAUAAGCCAAACAACGACUGUGACCAAUGGAACGGCAUCAACUGUAGCUGGAGGUACAACCACGACAGUAGUUCCUUCAAACUCGACAGGAAGCCAAACGACGACUGUGAGCAAUGGUACAGCAUCAACUGUAGCUGGAGGUACAACCACGACAGUAGCUCCUUCGAACUCGACAACAAGCCAAGCGAGUACUGUAUGCUAUGAUACGACAUCAACUGUAGCUGGAGGUACAACCACGACAGUAGUUCCGUCAAAUUCGACAGGAAGUCAAACGACCACUGUGAGCAAUGGAACGGCAUCAACUGUACCUGGAGGUACAACCACGACAGUAGUUCCAUCGAACUCGACAGUAAGCCAAACAACGACUGUAAGCAAUGGAACGGCAUCAACUGUAGCUGGAGGUACAACCACGACAGUUGUUCCUUCGAACUCGACAGGAAGCCAAUCGACGACUGUGAGCAAUAGUACGGCAUCAACUGUACCUGGAGGUACAACCACGACAGUAGUUCCAUCGAACUCGACAGGAAGCCAAACGACAACUGUGGACAGUGGUACGACAUCGACUGUAGCUGGAGGUACAACCACGACAGUUGUUCCUUCGAACUCGACAGGAAGCCAAUCGACAACUGUGGACAAUGGUACGACAUCGACUGUAGCUGGAGGUACAACCACGACAGUAGCUCCUUCAAACUCGACAGUAAGCCAAACAACGACUGUAAGCGAUGGUACGGCAUCAACUGUAGCUGGAGGUACAACCACGACAGUUGUUCCUUCUAACUCGACAGGAAGCCAAUCGACGACUGUGAGCAAUGGUACGACAUCAACUGUAGCUGGAGGUACAACCACAGUUGUGAUCACUGGAUCGACAUCGACUGUAGCUGGAGGUACAACCACGACAGUUGUUCCAUCUAACUCGACAGGAAGCCAAUCGACGACUGUGAGCAAUGGUACGACAUCAACUGUAGCUGGAGGUACAACCACAGUUGUGAUCACUGGAUCGACAUCGACUGUAGCUGGAGGUACAACCACAACAGUUGCUCCUUCUAAUUCGACAGGAAGCCAAUCGACGACUGUGAGCAAUGGUACGACAUCAACUGUAGCUGGAGGUACAACCACAGUUGUGAUCACUGGAUCGACAUCGACUGUAGCUGGAGGUACAACCACAACAGUUGCUCCUUCUAAUUCGACAGGAAGCCAAUCGACGACUGUGAGCAAUGGUACGACAUCAACUGUAGCUGAAGGUACAACCACAGUUGUGAUCACUGGGUCGACAUCGACUGUAGCUGGAGGUACAACCACGACGGUUGUUCCUUCAAACUCGACAGGAAGCCAAUCGACGACUGUGAGCAAUGGUACGACAUCAACUGUAGCUGGAGGUACAACCACAGUUGUGAUCACUGGGUCGACAUCGACUGUAGCUGGAGGUACAACCACGACAGUUGUUCCUUCUAACUCGACAGGAAGCCAAUCGACGACUGUGAGCAAUGGUGCGACAUCAACUGUAGCUGGAGGUACAACCACAGUUGUGAUCACUGGAUCGACAUCGACUGUAGCUGGAGGUACAACCACAACAGUUGCUCCUUCUAAUUCGACAGGAAGCCAAUCGACGACUGUGAGCAAUGGUACGACAUCAACUGUAGUUGAAGGUACAACCACAGUUGUGAUCACUGGGUCGACAUCGACUGUAGCUGGAGGUACAACCACGACGGUUGUUCCUUCUAAUUCGACAGGAAGUCAAUCGACGACUGUGAGCAAUGGUACGACAUCAACUGUAGCUGGAGGUACAACCACAGUUGUGAUCACUGGGUCCACAUCGACUGUAGCUGGAGGAACAACCACGACAGUUGUUCCUUCUAACUCGACAGGAAGCCAAUCGACGACUGUGAGCAAUGGUACGACAUCAACUGUAGCUGGAGGUACAACCACAGUUGUGAUCACUGGAUCGACAUCGACUGUAGCUGGAGGUACAACCACAACAGUUGCUCCUUCUAAUUCGACAGGAAGCCAAUCGACGACUGUGAGCAAUGGUACGACAUCAACUGUAGCUGAAGGUACAACCACAGUUGUGAUCACUGGGUCGACAUCGACUGUAGCUGGAGGUACAACCACAACAGUUGCUCCUUCUAAUUCGACAGGAAGCCAAUCGACGACUGUGAGCAAUGGUACGACAUCAACUGUAGCUGGAGGUUCAACCACAGUUGUGAUCACUGGAUCGACAUCGACUGUAGCUGGAGGUACAACCACAACAGUUGCUCCUUCUAAUUCGACAGGAAGCCAAUCGACAACUGUGAGCAAUGGUUCGACAUCAACUGUAGCUGGAGGUACAACCACGACCGCUAUUCCGGCUUCAACAGGAAGCCAAUCGACGAACAGUGUUUCUACAUCUACUGCGGCUAACUACUUCUACUAUCUCAACAACAAGUCUCGUUUCGACUUCCACUACAACUACUACAACAAGACCCACAACUACUACAACAACAACGAAGCCUAG
Molecule: messenger RNA, 4374 nt
Organism: Anopheles coustani
Lineage: Eukaryota; Metazoa; Arthropoda; Insecta; Diptera; Culicidae
Product: mucin-22-like
Exons: 2
Coding region: 1-4374 (1457 amino acids)
Source: RefSeq, a predicted model, not a curated record